Molecule: messenger RNA, 411 nt
Organism: Eufriesea mexicana
Lineage: Eukaryota; Metazoa; Arthropoda; Insecta; Hymenoptera; Apidae
Exons: 2
Coding region: 1-411 (136 amino acids)
Source: RefSeq, a predicted model, not a curated record
AUGAAGGCGACCGCGUGCUCGAUUUAUCCGCUGGUUCGUCGUCGUCUUCGUCAUCGUCGGGCGUCGUUCCUCGUUUGCGUCCUCCUGCUCGUGGUACUGUCCCCGGUGCUGGUGUUGACCGACGAUCGAGGGAACGAGCGCGAGAAUACGUACCCGAAGGAACCCGAGGACAGUCCGGAAUUCGCCAAGAACCCCAAGGAAUCGAAAGUUUCCUCGGUCGGGGAGGAAAACAAGGACUCGAUGGUGAAAUCUGGCGGGGAUCAGCCGAUCGGACAGUCCGCCAAAGCCAUCCACGAGAACAGCCCGGCGCUAAGAAGAUUCUUGGACGACGUCCUCAAGGCUCAGGACGAUUUGAAGUGGAUAGAUCAAACCGUGGGUAACGUCGACCGAGGGAGGAAUUCGGACAAGUGA